Molecule: messenger RNA, 2114 nt
Organism: Beta vulgaris subsp. vulgaris (sugar beet)
Lineage: Eukaryota; Viridiplantae; Streptophyta; Magnoliopsida; Caryophyllales; Amaranthaceae
Exons: 4
Coding region: 549-1919 (456 amino acids)
Biological process (GO): metal ion transport; transmembrane transport
Cellular component (GO): membrane
Molecular function (GO): metal ion transmembrane transporter activity
Source: RefSeq, a predicted model, not a curated record
GUUGUCCGGCUUAAGUGGGACCCUGUCAAGUGUCAACUAUGAAGCUUCUCUGAAACCACCUCCCUCCUUUAGCCUUAUUGAGUUAUAAUAUUUCCGAGUUUUGGUAGGUUUGUUGGAUGCCAAAUUCUAAUAUGUGAAGGAUUAAACUUUAAACAUACUACUUAUGCAAUAUAAAAACUCACCAAAUGUUUAUUUCUAGCUGAAUUUUUUCUACAAACUUCAAACAAAAAGAAGCGAACUUCGAAGGUUUGACAAUCAUCUUCUGGUCAAUUAAUUUCCUUUCUUCUUAUUAAUUUUGCUUAGUUUGCUAGCUAUACUCAAUCUAGUUCUUUGAUUCAUAAAAAAAUCUGGGAUUUUGGUUGAAAUUUUGGUGGGUUUUGCAAAUUUAUGUUCUUUGAGCUGUUACUUUUGGUGGGUCACUUCAAGAUUUCAUUUUUUUGGUGUGGGUUUCUUUGAUUUUAGGUUCUCAAGAUUUGAGUUUCUCAAUUUGAAGUUAGGGUUUAUUGAAUUGAAUUGGGUCAAUAUCAAUUUUGUGCUAAUAUUUUUGGAUGAUGGAGCUAGUUCCUGAAGAUAUGAGUAGUAAUGAGGAUUUAGAAAAUGGUUUAGCAGAAACAUCUGAAAGUAUACCUCUUACAGAAAGAAAUUUUCUGAAAACACAUUUUCCAGGAUUUGUUAGAAGAUGGGCUUACAUAUUUGAUGGAAAUGGGAAUUAUUAUACCAAAGAUUGGGAUCUUAGUGAAGGAAAAGGUAAAGAGUUUUGUUGGUAUCAUGUAGAACUUCCUAAAGCAAAUCAAAAUAUUUCAAUUUCUGCAAAAUACCUAAUUGAUGUACUUUGUCCUCCAUUAAAGCUUCAAGACAUACUUUCACUUGUUAGCAAUGGAUCCUUUUGUGGGUAUGUAGAUGGAGCUUUAGUUUUUAGGGUUAAUUCUCCUGGACCAGCUUCUAGUGCUUAUAUUUCGAGACUCGCUGCUAGGAUAACUGAGAACUCUGUGAUUACUGUUUCAUUGGGUAGAGUCCCAAGACUUGGAUUCUCUCAAGUGGGUCAAUCUUUGUUGUCGGAGAUCCCGGUUGUUGACACUCCUAGAUGUCGAAAUGGGGAGCAAAAGGAAGGUGGGGUUGUGAUCAAGGAGCAUGUGCUCGAGUUUUUGUUGAUGAUGAACCAUUCUGAGGAGGCUGAUAAUCCUGUCCCUAACUCGGUCUCGAAUCUUGUUAUUCAUGUUAUUGAUACAUUUGUGGAUCAUCUGCAUGAUAAUGUCACCACACUCGAAAGCGAAUUGGAUUCAGUGGAAUUAGAACUGGAUAAAGGUGGUUUUGCAUUGAAAAAGCAAAUGUUAGAUGAUAGAAGAUUUCCGAAAAUGCAUCUUAAUAUACAGAGGCUACUCCAGGUAAUUGCGCAUGGAGAGCAAAUAUUUCCACGUGUCAAAGAAAAAUUCUCUUCGAAACAUUGGUUCGCACAAGAAGACAUCAAUUCUCUUGAAGAGUUGAUUGGAAGACUCAGACGGCUAAAAGAGAAUGUUGGUUUUAUAGCAAACCGUGUAACUGCAAUCCAGGCUAGUCUUGAUAGCUGGCAGUCUGAACAAAUUAACAAGAAACUCUACUACCUCUCAUUCCUAUCCAUUGUAUUCCUUCCAUUAUCUUUCAUCACUGGAGUUUUUGGAAUGAAUGUCGGAGGAGUUCCAUGGACAAUCCAGAGGAGCCCUGAUAUAAAAGACGGUUUUCAAAAUGUCAUGUUUCUUUGUGUAGUUACCCUUGUGUCUGUACUUCUUUGCUUCUUCUUCGCAGCACUUUAUACCCGUGGUAUCAGUGCUUGGUGGAACCGAAAGAGUCUACAAAGAAGCUGGUCUUUCAACCGAAAGUCAUUCCUCAAACGAACCUCUACAGGUGAACACCAAGAAAGAGGAGGAUACCUUCGAAUUUGAGAUGGAGGGUAUAUUAUGAUGGAAGAAAUUUCAUGUUUUUGGUACAAAUUAGAGUGUCGAGAAUUUGUCAGAUGUACCUGAGGUAAGGAGUCUGAGUAGCAUAGUUAUUGCAGAAGGUCUACAUGUAAUGAUCUUUAACACGAUGUACAGAUUCUUUUACUACUUGAUUAUUCAAAAUGAUUGUCAUUUCUUCAA